AUGAACAGCUUCCAGACUUUCGCUAUUAUUUUCCUGCUUUUCGCUUCCGUCUGCGCUCAGCAAUGGACAGCGCAACAAAUGGAGGCUUACCGCCAACAAUACUAUCAAUGGUGAGUCACAUUUAGAAAUCAUGUUAACUUGAUUGUGUUUUUCCAGGUAUUACAAUCAACAGCGUAUGCAACAAGCCCAAGCGACCCAGGCGCCCGCCCCAGUUGCCCAAACUCCACAUCCGAUCUGGGGAAACGCUCAGUCGGACAGCAAAGGAAACUUCUGGCACGGAGAUGACAACGCCAAGCUGAGUCUGAUCGCCAGAUCCUCGUGGCCAUAA
Caenorhabditis sp. 36 PRJEB53466 is the source of this 328-nucleotide messenger RNA. The record is from the annotation of a GenBank genome assembly. Lineage: Eukaryota; Metazoa; Nematoda; Chromadorea; Rhabditida; Rhabditidae.